Messenger RNA from Papaver somniferum (opium poppy), 1221 nucleotides. RefSeq names its product pre-mRNA-splicing factor SPF27 homolog. NCBI's taxonomy places the organism in Eukaryota, Viridiplantae, Streptophyta, Magnoliopsida, Ranunculales, Papaveraceae. The coding region runs from base 150 to 890 and encodes 246 amino acids. Gene Ontology annotation, biological process: mRNA processing. The transcript is spliced from 7 exons. Gene Ontology annotation, cellular component: precatalytic spliceosome; Prp19 complex; catalytic step 2 spliceosome. The record is from RefSeq and is a predicted model, not a curated record.
GAACUGCCCUUACUGACUAACUAAUCCCGUUUCCCCUUUUAUUCAUUACUGUCCAGUGUCUUUCUACAGUUUUCUCUUCCUGAGGCAACACCGCGAAGCAGGAACUAUAGGGGAUUGGCUGUUUCUUGUAUCAAAGUUAGAGAGUAAAAAUGGUGAAUGAAGGAGAUAUUUUAAUGCUCGAAGCUCCUCCUGGUGCCUAUCCAACGUGGUCGAGCAGUCAGGAAAUCAUUGAUGCACUACCUUAUAUCGACGAUGAUUAUGGUGACCCAAAUGUGAAAACAGUUGUUGACAAAUUAGUUGAAGAAGAGAUGCGGAGAAGUACUAAGAAACCUGCUGAUUACCUCAAAGAUCUGCCUCCGGCACCGAAGUGCAAUUUUGAGAAUCAUCCUAUGCUUGCCCGAGAAUAUGAGCGUGUUAGAGCUGGCAAGCCUCCUGUAACCCUGGACAUGUCCCGGUAUGGAUUAGAACCACCACCUGUGAAUAAACGAAAUGAUACUAAUGCAUGGACACAACACCUUGAAAAUGCUCAAAGCUCCCUACAACAUCAAAUAUUAAGGCUAGAAAAUUUGGAUUUGAUGUCAAAACAUGGUGGUGAUGUUUGGAAGCAUCACAACCAAGGCCUGGAGUCAUUCUUGUCUAGGAUGCAAUCAAUGGCUCAGGGAUAUAAUGAGAAGAUCGAAAGCGUGAAUCGGGAGAGGAAAUAUCAUCAGCAAAACACUGCAGUUGAGCUGAAUGCAUUAUCUAUGCAAUGGAGGGAGCUCUGUGAGAAGAAUAUACAAAUUCAAGCUGCAUGUGCUGGUAUUGAGAAUCAUAUCGAACAACUUAAGGGUGAAGCUGCAGAGAAAGGCUGGAAAGUGGACAUGGAUGCAGAGAAUAGCUCAUUGCAGUGAGGUCGUCGAGGUAUGAGUUUCUAGGGAGUUGAUGAUUUGCCAGUAAUUGCAGUGCUUUACAUUCAUGUCAAGCUUUUUGUAUCCAAGAUAUGUAUAUGAUUUGGCAGACCUUGAAAGAGUGCCAUAUCUCUUUUCUUGACAACUGUAACUAAUCAAGACUAUGUUAGUUUUACUUGUUUUGAUCAUUUUGAGUGAGAAUUCAGCACUGACAAAUCCAAUUAUUGGUGAACUAUUUCCAAUGCCUCAAAUGAGAACACUUCUGACAUGUAUGUGAUGAAUGUAAGAAUUAUGGUAUAAAGAAUCUUGUAGAAGGAAAAGUUAGUUUCACUUC